AUGGACGCUUACCUGACUGCGACAAAGCCAUCAUCCGCGUCGAGCUUGCGCGCAAAGUCCGCAAAGCCCGCUGCCAGCUCUCCGCGACCCUCGUCCUCCUCAUCCAACCGACCGACUUUCCCGUCCACCUCAGCAGCCAGGGCGCACACCGUGGAGUCGUACCCCUCGCGAAGAGACCGCUCGACCUCGGUCAACCCAGCGAAAGGCAAAAAGCGCCUCUACGGCUCGCUCACCGACGCGCCAAAACCCUCGUCCUCCUCGACCACCCUCAACCUCGUCCAGGGCGGCUUGCGCGAGGCCAACAAGGCCAUCAUCAACACGUUAGGCAAGGAAGAUAACCCUAUCACGAACAGUACGGCGUAUUCGAGGUCGUUGCAUGUCUCGAGCUGCGCAACAGGCCAUCAAAGCGGCGGCGGACCAGGUCGAAAAUGGUCCCUCCACCGAAACGCCAAGCUCCGCCUCCAAGCCGCCUCAGCAGAGUCGCAGACGCUCAAGGGUGUCGUGGCUUAUAUCAGCGGGUACACGGGAAAGGACAUCACGAAUACGCAGCUGAAGGAGCUCGUUGAGCGUCAAGGCGGGCAGUUCGUCACGAUGGCCUCUGCGCGCUGCACCCACAUCUUCAUCACGCAGAACCUGUCCGGAAAAAAGGCGCAACACUACCUCGAAGCACGGAGGAAGAACGGGACCAAGUUAGUCACGCCCGAGUGGGCGAUCGAGUGUGCGAAGAGGGGGAGGAGGGUCGGGGAGGCCAAGUUUGCGGCGCCGGUUUAUAACGAGCAACAAGAGUCGACGUACACUAUCUUUGCAAGCGAUUCGGGAGCGUCCUCGUCCGCCGCGCCGCCAUCUCCCCAACCCACGAGCUCCGUCCCUCCCAAAGCCACCAACGCCCUCCUCUCCGCCCUACCCAUCGCAACCACCUCCACCUCCGCCUCUCCCCUCUCUCCCCGCUCCAAGCUCCCGCUUCCCCCCUCCCGUCCUACCACCUCCCCAAAAACAGCCACCUCCCUCCUCCUCUCCCAACUCUCGCACUCCAAGCUCCUUCGAUCUCCGCGUUCGCCGUCCCUCUCGCCCGGUAAGAAGCGGAGGAGGGGACAUGUGGCGGGGUGGGAGACUUGGAAGAUGAGUCCGGAAACGGAGAGGAGGGUGAGGGGGAGUGUGGGUAAGGGCGUGAAGAGUGGUACUGGCGACGGAGGGAAGGGGAAGGGGAAGGGGAAGAAGGAGAGGGAGGAGGAGGUGCUUGUGUUGGGAAGUUCGGAUGUUGAGGGUGAGGAAGUGGCUCCUCCUUCGUCAUCGUCGCGCGAGCUGAGGCCGAGGAAGGACCUGACGUACGAAGAGGAGGAGGAGGAAGGAGACGACGGAGAGGAGCUGGACGAGUGGGGUAUGCCGCCGAGUGCGCAGAUGCGGUGA
Messenger RNA from Rhodotorula toruloides NP11, 1407 nucleotides. Its product is annotated as BRCT domain containing protein. The record is from RefSeq and is a predicted model, not a curated record. Lineage: Eukaryota; Fungi; Basidiomycota; Microbotryomycetes; Sporidiobolales; Sporidiobolaceae. The coding region runs from base 1 to 1407 and encodes 468 amino acids. The transcript is spliced from 5 exons.